GUGUGUGUGUGUGUGUGUGUGUGUGUGUGUUCUUCAAAUGGGAGUGUCCUUUGGCCAGUUAUUCCCACGUCUCUCUCUUCAUUUGUACUGAAUCAGUGAACUAAAAACUCACAGACCCAGGGGCUUCCCUUCGAAGACAAAGAUGAAUUCAACGGAAUUAUUUUUCAUAUGUCUCGGUGCUGCUGUUGUCAUCUUUUAUGGAGUUAAGGCUCUUCUCUUCACCAAGAUGCUGCGUCCAACAUUUUGGUUUCCAUUGCCACAGACCUUCUUCACAUCCAUGGGAGAAUGGGCAGUGGUGACCGGGGCGUCAGAUGGAAUCGGCAGAGAAUAUGCGUUUGCACUGGCCGAGCGAGGGAUGAAUGUGGUGAUUAUGAGCAGAACCAAAGAGAAGCUCAACCAGGUGGCCGGAGACAUUGAGGCCUCUACUGGACGGAGGGUGCAAGUGAUUGUUGCAGAUUUCGUCAAAGACAGCAUCUUCAAAGAAUUCCAAGGUCAGCUGAGAGAGUUGAACGUCGGAGUUUUGGUCAAUAACGUGGGCACGCUGCCCUCCCUCAUCCCCUGCAAAUUUCUCCAGUCUGCAGACCUGGAUCAGGCGAUAACAAGAGUGAUUAACUGCAACGUGAAGACCAUGGUGAAGAUGUGCAGCAUAGUGCUCCCAGGGAUGAACAGCAGGGGAAGAGGAGUGAUCGUGAAUGUUUCAUCUGGAGUAGCCACUUUCCCGUCUCCACUCUACUCUCUCUACGCUGCAUCAAAGGUGUUUGUGGAGAGGUUUUCUCAAGGACUUCAAGCUGAGUACAAAGAUAAAGGCAUAAUUAUUCAGGCCGUGGCUCCAUUCGGAGUGUGCACGCAGAUGGCAUCGUACCUGGAGCCGAGCAUGGUGGCCUUGUCGCCGAAGGAUUUUGUAAAAUGUUCUCUGCAAUACAUAAGAGCUGGUGACAAAACGUACGGCAGCAUCUCACACAUCGUCCUGGGUGGGCUGCUCCAGUUGAUCCCUCUGUCGAUCCUCCAGUCUGAGCUGAUACAACAUGGCCUCCAAGAUUUUUUGAAGAAAAAAGCGACACGAAAGGGAUACAGGCUCACGUCCACAUCAGAAUUUAAUUAUUUGGGAACAGAGUAGUUAUUGUUCACAAGUAACAUCCGACGUACGACCUGCUUGACUUAUGUCCACCCGUACUUAUGACCACGGCCAGCAGAUGCUUAUUUUUCUUUAUUCAAUGUCUGGCACCGCAGCACGUAGCAGCCCGGCAGCACAGUAUCCCAGCAUCUCACUCUCACACAGCCAUCUACCACUACAGUAGCACCUAGAACUGAAAUCAUCUUCUCCCUGCAACCUCAACAGUACUGCUACCACCGUCUCAUUUACACACCUGUAUUCUAGUCUUGGUUUUUACUGGCAAAAUUACAUUUAUUACACAAAAUUCAAUUCAUGUUAAUCCUCUUUCACAACUGUAUUUUUGGGAACCAUUUUGAAUUACUUUUGAUGUUCCAACGGUGAAGAGGACAUUCUGGGAGGGCUGUGCCAGCUUCACUUUCAAACACCUCGAUACAAAUAAUCAAACACAAACAAUAGAAUAGAAAUGCUGUGGUAAAUAGCAGUUUUUAAUUCUUUCCAGUAUCAAGUCACUGUGCAUUUAUGAAUUGGAACUGCAACCUUUUGAGGCUGGUGACCCUGUGACACCGCAACGGAACAGCUAUGAUUGGAUAUUAGAUAUAACUUGUUGAAAAUAAAUGAAGAAACUGUGUAAAA
Messenger RNA from Synchiropus splendidus (mandarinfish), 1747 nucleotides. It is a transcript of the gene hsd17b3, whose product is annotated as hydroxysteroid (17-beta) dehydrogenase 3. The coding region runs from base 143 to 1117 and encodes 324 amino acids. Gene Ontology annotation, cellular component: endoplasmic reticulum. Lineage: Eukaryota; Metazoa; Chordata; Actinopteri; Syngnathiformes; Callionymidae. The transcript has 11 exons. Gene Ontology annotation, molecular function: testosterone dehydrogenase (NADP+) activity. The record is from RefSeq and is a predicted model, not a curated record.